Messenger RNA from Xylona heveae TC161, 1347 nucleotides. Its product is annotated as phosphatidate cytidylyltransferase. NCBI's taxonomy places the organism in Eukaryota, Fungi, Ascomycota, Xylonomycetes, Xylonales, Xylonaceae. The transcript is spliced from 5 exons. Gene Ontology annotation, cellular component: endoplasmic reticulum membrane. The record is from RefSeq and is a predicted model, not a curated record. Bases 1 to 1347 code for a protein of 448 amino acids. Gene Ontology annotation, molecular function: phosphatidate cytidylyltransferase activity.
AUGCCUAGGUCCAGGCGCAAUGUCAAGUUUCAACAUCGAGGCAGUGAUGCCUCAGAAGGGAGAAGACACAGUGUUUCUGAAGUGAGCGACGCGACUUCUGAGGUCUCGGGCCAGGCAAGAAACAGUGCAGUUGCUAAAGGAGCAGCUGAGCAGCCAACGCCGUCAGAAUACGAGAAGAAAAAGCAAACCUUCAUCACCCGAACAAUAUGGACUUUUAUUAUGAUUGCAGGCUUUUUCGGAGCCAUGUUCGCUGGGCAUAUCUACAUUAUCGCUAUCAUCACCUCUGUGCAGAUCAUCUCUUUCAAGGAGGUCAUUGCCAUUGCCAAUGUUCCCAGCCAUGCACGAAGAAUCCGUUUCACCAAGUCACUGAACUGGUACUUCCUCGCAACCACCAUGUACUUCCUUUACGGAGAGAGUGUUAUUUACUACUUUAAGCACAUUGUUUUGGUAGACAAAAUGCUCUCUCCUUUGGCUACUCACCACCGCUUUAUCAGCUUCAUGCUCUAUGUCAUUGGUUUCGUCUUCUUCGUGAGCUCCUUGCAAAAGGGACACUACAGAUUCCAAUUCACACAGUUCGCCUGGACACACAUGGCGCUUUACUUGAUUGUAGUUCAAGCGCAUUUUAUCAUGAACAACAUUUUCGAAGGAAUGAUUUGGUUCUUCCUGCCCGUGUCUUUGGUUAUCACCAACGAUAUUUUCGCCUAUAUCUGUGGAAUCGCCUUUGGUCGCACCCAGCUCAUCAAGCUGUCUCCAAAGAAAACCGUUGAAGGAUUCGUUGGAGCUUGGAUCUUCACUAUCAUUUUCGGUGUUGGUUUAACGAAUGCUCUCAUGCGCUACAAGUACUUUAUCUGCCCAGUCAACGACCUGGGUGCAAAUAUCUUCACUGGACUGGAGUGCACUCCGAAUCCCGUCUUUAUUCCCGAAGCCUGGAAAUUGCCUUACUGGACGCACGUCAACCGCACCUUCGACAUUGCACCUAUCCAGUUUCACAUCCUCGUCUUCGCCACUUUUGCCUCUCUUAUUGCUCCCUUUGGCGGUUUCUUCGCGUCUGGUCUCAAGCGGACAUUCAAGAUUAAGGACUUUGGCGAGUCGAUUCCCGGUCAUGGAGGCAUCACGGACCGCAUGGACUGCCAAUUCAUUAUGGGUUUCUUCGCAUUCGUUUACUAUCAGAGCUUCAUUGCCGUCUACAAGACUUCGGUCGGUGGUGUCAUCGAAACCGCUAUCAAUGGCCUUACGCCUGAGGAACAGAUGGAGGUUGUCAAGGGCCUGACCAAAUAUCUCUUCAACCAAGGUGCAGUCAAAGAGACUACUCUCAAAUGCCUUGAAUCUCAGUUCGGCAAAAGAUGA